Molecule: messenger RNA, 222 nt
Organism: Durusdinium trenchii
Lineage: Eukaryota; Dinophyceae; Suessiales; Symbiodiniaceae
Source: the annotation of a GenBank genome assembly
AUGAAAGAUCAAAGAGAGGUGCAUCCGGCAAUUAUGCAAGCCAUCGUGAAGUUGGUACAAGUCCUGCAGUCAGAGCUCCGUGCAGCACUCGAGGCACGUGACCGGGCGAAGCUCUCAGCAGGCUUAGAGAUGCUUCGUUAUGCCAAGGUGGCACAACUCCCGGAAGAAGAAGCUGCAACCAGGAGCGUUCCGGAGGCGAUUCAGUUGGGUCGCCCCACAUGA